Molecule: messenger RNA, 947 nt
Organism: Anneissia japonica
Lineage: Eukaryota; Metazoa; Echinodermata; Crinoidea; Comatulida; Comatulidae
Product: transmembrane protein 145-like
Exons: 7
Coding region: 124-789 (221 amino acids)
Biological process (GO): response to pheromone; G protein-coupled receptor signaling pathway
Source: RefSeq, a predicted model, not a curated record
CUGUUGCUUAUCUUGAUUGCUAAAGGAUACACCGUCACUCGCGCUCGCUUGAGACCUGUCACCAGUCUUAAAAUUGCGGUCUUUACUUGUUUUUACUUCUUUGCUUAUUUUGGACUUUACGCCAUGCAAGAACUGAUCUAUGACCCGCGUGAUGUUGUUAACAAAUAUGAUUCGUUUGCCGGACUUGGAAUUAUCGUCUUGCAUUUUAUCGGACUGGCGUGGAUGUACUACGCUUGUUUCUUCACCAUCAAACAUUACCGCGGGAAGGCUGUGUUCUACAUUCCUUUCAUCAGUAUCUUUACACUCUGGUUUCUGGCUAGUCCCAUCAUCAUCUGGAUGUCCAAUAAUUUCCUUGCAAAAUGGGAACGAGCUAAAAUCGUUAAUGGAUUUGAGAUGACUGUAAUGUUUUAUGGACAUGUGGUAUUUCUUCUAUUGACCCGACCUGAUGCCAACAACCAAUACUUUCCAUUCCAUCUGAAAGUAAACAUGGUUGGAAUAAUGAAUGAUGACGAUGUUGUUUGCGAUGAAGAAAAACCCAAACCACCAAUGUUUUCAUCAUUGUUCAAUGCCUCCCAAGUUAAAUACGUAAUGGACUCUGAAUGCCAAGAAACUAUUUAUGAAUCACCGGUCGUACCAAUCAACUUCAACAGGCAUACCUCUAACGAGGAUGUUGCAGUGGACAACUUGCCUUCAUCUGGGACUGUCAAACUCUGCCUGUCUGACAAAGAGGCAGAUCUUCUACCCAAAGGCCGCUUUAUCCUAGUCAAAGCCUUUGUUGAGGAUAACUGAAUUCAUAAUAAUUUAUAGAGAAGUUUUUUAUUAUAACACUGGGGAAUUUAUGCAUUCAUUUGCAGCAAUUUGGAAUUCACGUAUUACUCUCAGUCUAUUGAAUGUAUCUGACUUAUUUAAAUAAAAAUUUAUCUGACUCAAAAAAUAUUGUUGAAAUA